AUGUCAGAUGAAUCGUCAGAUCCAGACUUAGCAGAAGAGCGGUAUGAUCCAGAGGACAAUUUAAAUGCUUACGGCUCACCUGUUGUCCGAUCUCCAGAUGAUAUUAAUAUUAAUGAGAUUGUCGAGCAAUCAGUUGUUGGCAUUGUUCAUCCUGUGAGAGCACAAGUGAGUACAGUGACAGUGCAUAUAAAUUAUAUGAAUAUUUAUAUUGCAAUCUUCGAAGUGGCACUUUUUUGAUUACUUAUAUUUAUACUAUAACAUUAUUGCUUUUUUUAUAGUUCUGUAGUUGUAAAAACACGUGCAGUAAAGGCAGUGGGAGGAAAAAGAAGGGUUGUCCUUGCCGCGACGAAGGAUUACAAUGCACAGAACAGUGUUCAUGUGGAACGAAGAAAGCUUCAUGCAAAAACAAGGCACAAGUUGGCUCAUCUACACAUGAUCCAAGCACAGGUCUUAACGCUUUUGAGCGACAUGCACUUGCUGCUGAAGAGGCAAAGAGGGAAAUUACCGUAAGUCCUAACUCCUGAGAAGUCUAAGAGCACAUUGUGGUCGUUGCAUUUUGCUCAUCGCAUUUUGAAAAGCUGCCCAAUCUGUCGAUAGUUCCAUCUAUAUUGUGGCAGACAUGGAAUAUAUUGGUCACAAUAUGGGGGGAGCUUAUGAUUUUUUGUCCUCAUAUGUUGCAACACAGUGGUGGAAAUUUUGUUGCCCCCCCCCCCAAUCAAAAUGAUGGUUGUUCAGAUAUUGUCUUAAAACUACAGUAUGUCUCCUGUAGAAAGUGAAUUAAUAGUUCCAUCACUUACCACUGGUCACUUCAAGUUUUUUCCAGCUACUUUAAAUUUGAAUUUUGGUUUAUUGUAGGAAUUUAUUGCUACUCUUGAUAUAACCCAAAAGAAUGCACUAUUGGUGGAUAUAUUAUCAAAUGGUAAGGGAAGCCUUGACUACGCUAAAAAUUUGGUGAAGUUUGGUGGAGACAUACCACCAGCUCCUGCAGAAAAACCACCAUGGUGCACCUGUAGGGUUUGUCGACCAAUGCCACAUGAAGAGGAAAACAAGUGUUGCGGGAAAGUUAGAUGUGUGACGUCAUAUGUUACCUUUCAAAAUACAUGUACAGACCGCGAUGUUCUGACUAUGGCAAUCAGAGGCAGAUGUGACAUUCGGGCAGAUGAACCAGACUAUUCGACAAAUAGUUUUCGCAAAGCUGCAUAUCGCCAAUAUAUUUUGUGGAGAUAG
Paramuricea clavata is the source of this 1227-nucleotide messenger RNA. NCBI's taxonomy places the organism in Eukaryota, Metazoa, Cnidaria, Anthozoa, Malacalcyonacea, Plexauridae. The record is from the annotation of a GenBank genome assembly.